This is a messenger RNA of Protopolystoma xenopodis, 414 nucleotides long. NCBI's taxonomy places the organism in Eukaryota, Metazoa, Platyhelminthes, Monogenea, Polystomatidea, Polystomatidae. The record is from the annotation of a GenBank genome assembly.
AUGCCCUAUAUCUUGGACGAUGAUGGAAACGAAGAGGAAGAUUGUGUCCCUACAGCCAGCAAUGGCCAUGCUGACACUCUUGCUGACUCCACCAAACGAGUUUUUCACAUGGAUGAGAUGCAAAGACACCAAAUUAAACAUCGCGAGCUUUUUCUCUCCAGGCAAAUCGAAUCUUUACCAGCUACGCACAUCCGAGGCAAAUGCUCUGUUACUCUGUAUAACGAAGCAGAGCCAUUGACAAAUUAUCUGGCGCGUGACGAUGCGUUCUUCUAUAAGCUGAUAUAUGACCCUUCGGCAAAGACCCUGCAAGAGGACAGAGGUGCAAUGAGGAUUGGCUCCGAUUAUCAAUCCGAAAUUCAGCCCCUACUCAAGGAGGGUAAGUUUGCCUGUUAUAUUUUUACCAAUUUGCGCUGA